AUGCAAAAUAACAAGGAUUUCAUCAAAUUGAACAACACCAAUAAGACAGAACAUGCGACCACCACUGGGGAAAUAAAGGGAGGGAAAAAGAAUCCCCCGAUGCCAUCUUCCUGUUCUUUUGGCUUUACUCCCACGAAGGAGUUACAAAAAAGUAUGGGAAAUAAGGCGAAGAAAAAAAAAAAAAAAAAAAAAAAAAUUUUGGAGAGUGAAGGUAAGAACGAUGCGAACAAUGGAGAUGGUUAUGGGAACCAUCUAAGUGGUAACAAUCUAGAUAGAACUGGUGAUGACCCUAUUAUGGGUUCUGAAAAGGGAGAUGAGACAAUUGAGCAGACUGAUUCGCCCAAUGACGUAGUGCAAGUAAAGUCACUACGAAAGGAAACCAUUUUAAAUUACAAGGAAAGAGAAGAACUACCGCAGAAGAAUGAGACCCUACUGCGAGGUAGCAACAGUGGAGAGAAACUCCACAUGAUACAUGGGCAAAAUAACCACAUGAUGAGCAGGUCCCUUGACGGGAGAACUAGCCUACGCAGUAAAGCACGCAGUGAUAUUAACGGAUCAAACAGACGAGACAACAACGAACGUGAUGAGGCCAUCGUGCCGCACUGCACAACAAAGGAAAUCAUAGUGGAGGGAGAUGUGAGAAUAGUGAAAAGUGAUAUGCGUGCAGGUCGGGUAAGAAAUGAGUUGAGCACACUAGAAGGGGGCGAAUUGAAUCAGCCCGAACUGUGCCCACUGGACUCACCCCAGGCAAACGAACCGUCGGAGCGCUCAAGCAGCAAAUCGGAAAAAUCGAACAAGACGAAUAAGACGAACAAGACGAAUAAGACGAACAAGACGAACAAGACGAACAAGACGAACAAGACGAACAAGACGAACAAGACGAACAAGACGAACAAGACGAACAAGACGAACAAGACGAACAAGACGAACAAAUUGAAAAAAGUCGAAUUGAUGAAAGAACCACCUCCCCAGUAUGAAAAGUAUAAACGGAAAAAGAGAAAAAAAAAAAAUAAUAAAAUAAGGUCCAAGUUAUUUAGAAAAAGUGUCCUGUACUCCAAUUACCCCGGCCCGGAUAUUCUCACCGCGCUGAAUCAGGCAAAGUUGAAUUUAAGUUUUUAUCAGCGGGAGGUCGACGAUUUUUUGAGUGUCAUUAGGAAUUUGCAGGAUAUUGUCCUCAUUGAGCGAGAAAAGUACAGCGAGUUGAAGGAGAUGCUCAAGUACACGACGGAGGAAAUCGAAAAGGAAAAUGCAAGACUCUAUCAGGAAAUUUAUUCAUAUAAAAAAAAAUACAACAAGCUCAGGAGGGUCAUAUCGAAUAUCGGUUAUGGUAUUUUCUUUAAUCUACAUAGUAGGGAAAUGUCUACAUGUACCGGUGGAGAUAAUAUGGAUUUGGAGGAAGGUUAUGAUGAGGAAGGUCGUGAAGAAUACAGUGCACAGGUGAACGAAUACGACUAUGUCAUGGUGAAUGAAACGGCGUGCUCGGCGAACGGUGGGAGCGCUAAAGGUAAAUGCGCCAGGAGGGGGAGGAGCGGCAACACCUCCUCACUCUUGAAAUACCUCGAUUUUUGA
Plasmodium knowlesi strain H is the source of this 1569-nucleotide messenger RNA. RefSeq names its product conserved Plasmodium protein, unknown function. The transcript is spliced from 2 exons. Bases 1 to 1569 code for a protein of 522 amino acids. The record is from RefSeq and is a predicted model, not a curated record. Lineage: Eukaryota; Apicomplexa; Aconoidasida; Haemosporida; Plasmodiidae.